GAUAUUCAUAUCACUUUCUCUGAUGGAAUAGCUACCUUCAUCAUAGGUAAAUAAUGUCUAAAAUCUUGAUAAAUUGUAUUACAUUUGAAUGCCAAGUAUACCUAAAGAUGAGUACUUCACGUGCAUGCCAAAUUGCCAAAAGACAAUUUAAUUUAUGCAACGACUUCUGUGGUGAAUUGAUGAGGAUUGACCUGCAAAGACUUGAAUGUGUCAGCAAAUACUUUUCGAAGUAUUAGAUACGAUACUUGAUAUAUCUUUGCUGCUCUACACUCUUUUGGAGGAUUCAUAAGACAUAAAUCAUAUGCAUCAACCUGUUUCAGUUUGGAAAAGUUUUUUCAUAAUGUCUCUACUAUACCUCGUUCUAAUUCUUCACACUUUAACCACUUUGAGCUCAGCUUCAGCCACUGAAUUUGUCUACAACACAAACUUCAGCAACAAAAAUAUCACCUUAUUUGGAAAUGCCAGUAUUCAGUCCUCCAUUCUCACUCUUACAAACCAGAGUUUCUUCACCAUUGGCCGUGCUUUUUACCCUCACAGAAUACGAACCAAACGAGCCAACUCGUCCACCCUUCUCCCCUUUGCAACCUCCUUUAUAUUCUCUCUUGCCCCCUUCAAAAACUUUGAUGCUGGCCCUGGUUUUGCUUUCUUGUUCACACCAUCAAGAGGUCUAAAUGGCACAACCUCAAGUCAGUAUCUUGGUCUCUUCAAUCUCAGCAACGAAGGCAAUCCACAGAACCAUGUUCUUGGAGUUGAGUUUGACACUAUUAGAAAUGGAGAAGUAUUUCAAGACAUAAAUGACAACCAUGUUGGUGUUGACAUAAACUCGCUCGUUUCCUCGGUUGCACAUGAAGCAGGCUAUUGGGGUGGGAAGGAUGAUAAGGAAUUCAAGGUGUUGAAGAUAAGCAGUGGGGAGAAUUAUCAAGUAUGGAUUGAGUUCAACCACUCACAGUUAAACAUUACUAUGGCUAAGGCAGGAGAAACGCGGCCUAGAGUGCCUCUAAUCAGUUCGAAUGUUAAUCUUUCUGAGGUUCUUGUGGAAGAAAUGUAUGUUGGUUUCAGUGCUUCAACAGGGAGGGCAAUAGAUAGUACUAAAAUACUUGCUUGGAGUUUUAGCAAUUCAAAUUUUUCAAUUGGUGAUGCUUUAGUCACUGAUAAUUUGCCUUCAUUUGUCUUUCAUAAAAAGUGGUUUUCUGGAUCAGGAGCUAUAAUUGUUGGAGUCUUCAUUACUACAAUUAUUGGUGCUGGGUUUGUGUUGUUGAUUUUCUUCCAUGAGAUUGAUGCAGCAACAAGGGGGUUCUCUGAACAGAAUGUUGUUGGUAAUGGAGCGAACGGGAAGGUAUAUAAAGGGAUCUUGCAAGGUGAAGAAGUUGCAGUGAAGAGAAUCCCUCAAGAAGGAGAAGGGAUGAGAGAGUUCUUGGCUGAGCUCUCAAGUCUAGGAAGAAUGAGGCAUAAAAAUUUGGUGGGGUUGAAAGGCUGGUGCAAGAAAGAGAAGGGAAACUUGAUUCUUGUUUACGACUUCAUGAACAAUGGAAGUUUAGACCAAAGAAUCUUCGAGUGCGAAGAGAGAAUGAUGCUAGGGUGGAAAGAGAGGAUUGAGGUUUUGAAAGAUGUGGCUGCAGGGAUUCUUUACCUGCAUGAGGGUUGGGAAGUUAAGGUCUUGCACAGGGACAUCAAAGCGAGCAAUGUUCUACUGGACAAGGACAUGAAUGCUAGGUUGGGAGAUUUUGGAUUGGCACGAAUGCACAAUCAUCAAGGAGAAGUCGCCGCGACAACUAGAGUAUUAGGGACAGUAGGAUACAUAGCUCCUGAAGUAAUUAGAACAGGAAGGGUAUCAACUCAAUCUGAUGUGUAUGGUUUCGGAAUUUUGGCAUUGGAAGUGCUUUGUGGCAGAAGGCCUAUUGAAGAACACAAGCCAGGGUUACUUGAAUGGUUGAUGUCCCUAUCAGUGGCUGAUCAGUUGCACAGUGCUGUAGAUGAGAGGUUAAAGGCUAAAGGGGGAUACUCUAUUGAGGAAGCUGAGAAAUUGCUUCAUUUGGGUUUGCUUUGUUCAAAUUCAGACCCUAAUAUGAGACCAAUGAUGAGGCAAGUUGUGAAAAUGCUGGAGGGGGAAAUGGAAGGUGUUGAGUCUAAUGAAGAAAGUGCAGAGAUGGGUUUACUUGCAAAAAUAAAAUCAGCAGCAAUGUGGUCUAGAAGUGAGUGUACCUUUCCACAUAAUGAUUAUCCAACCAUGGAUGAGGUAAGGAUGUUCAGUUCUAGUUCUAUGAUGUUCAGUUCUAGUUCUAUGAUACAACAUACAAGUGACAACAGUGCCAUUCUAGAAGGCAGAUAAAGUUUAGGUUCAAAGUUGUGGCCGUCUUUAGAAGUGUCUCAAUG
Messenger RNA from Arachis duranensis, 2373 nucleotides. Its product is annotated as probable L-type lectin-domain containing receptor kinase VII.2. The coding region runs from base 302 to 2329 and encodes 675 amino acids. Gene Ontology annotation, biological process: protein phosphorylation. Gene Ontology annotation, molecular function: ATP binding; carbohydrate binding; protein kinase activity. The record is from RefSeq and is a predicted model, not a curated record. Gene Ontology annotation, cellular component: plasma membrane. Lineage: Eukaryota; Viridiplantae; Streptophyta; Magnoliopsida; Fabales; Fabaceae. The transcript has a single exon.